GUCCUGUAGUUCUGAGGCCGGGGAGGACAGAUCCUUCAGGUUUCAGCUGGGAGGCGGAGCUGGUCCUCCGAACUUCCACAGAACUUUCAGUCCGCCUCGCUCCUGGUUCCAUCGAACUUUAUCUGAAACCAGAACCUCCUCAUCCCGUCUGAGUUCUGACUGAUCCGGGUCCAGUUCCCCUUCAAGUUCUGCGCUUUUCUUCUGGAACAAAGUUCAGAACCUUCUGAGGUUCGGGAUGGCCUUCCUCUCCCUGGUUCUGCUGGUUCUGCUGGUUCUGGGCUCAGUUUGGACCUCAGCAGAGAAGGUCACUGCAGGAACACAGAGACACGAUCAUCUGCGGACCCGUCUAAAGGAGUACGGUCUGGUUACACCCUUCAGCACUGACGCCCAAGGACACUUCCUGUCCCACCGGCUGUCAGCCACUCACAAGCAGCGGGUCAGGAGGGAGGUGUUUCCUUCCACUGAACUGGAUCAGAACAUUUUUUUUAACAUCUCCGUCUUUGGGAAGGAGUUUCACCUUCGUCUGCGUCCCAACACCAGGCUAGUGGCGCCUGGGGCAGUGGUGGAGUGGCAUGAUGAGGUCAGAGGGUCUGGAAACUUCAGUGGGAAUAGUUCGAGUCCAGGAACCAACUGGACCAAUGGGAGGGAGGAGAUCCUGCACCGACAGCUUCUGAAGACGGACUGCACCUUUYUCGGGGACAUUACAGAUGUUCCUGAGGCCUCAGUUGCCAUCAAUAACUGUGAUGGACUGGCUGGGAUGAUCCGAACCAACUCUGAUGAGUACUUCAUCGAACCGCUGGAGAAAGGUACCCAGGACCUGGAGGACCAGGGCAGGGUCCAUGUGGUCUACCGCAGGUCAGCUGUGCUGCAGACCCACUCCGAGUCCAAUGUUGACUACCAGCUCCAAGAACCAGAACUAGAAGUUUCCAGGUCUCUGGCCUCGGUGAGCCAGCAGCUCAGUGAGACGGUCCAGCGCCAGCGCCGGGAUGCAGGCGAGAACGAUUACAACAUUGAAAUCCUGUUAGGAGUGGACGACUCAGUGGUCCGCUUUCAUGGCAAGGAGCARGUGCAGAACUACCUCCUCACCUUGAUGAACAUUGUAAAUGAGAUUUACCAUGACGAGUCUCUGGGGGUCCACAUCAAUGUGGUUCUGGUGAGGAUGAUCAUGCUGGGAUAUGCCAAGUCCAUCAGCCUCAUUGAAAGAGGAAACCCSUCACGGAGUUUGGAGAACGUGUGCCGCUGGGCCUUUGUGCAACAGAAAGGUGACCCUGAUCACGCCGAACACCACGACCACGCAAUUUUCCUCACCCGCCAAGGCUUCGGCCCCACAGGCAUGCAGGGUUACGCUCCGGUUACAGGAAUGUGUCACCCUGUCCGGAGCUGCACCCUGAACCAUGAAGACGGCUUCUCUUCUGCCUUUGUUGUGGCUCAUGAGACAGGACAUGUUUUGGGCAUGGAACAUGAUGGCCAAGGGAACCGAUGCAGCGAUGAGACGGCGAUGGGGAGCGUGAUGGCACCACUAGUUCAGGCAGCCUUCCACCGGUACCACUGGUCCAUGUGCAGCGGUCAGGAGCUGAGGAGAUACAUCCAAACCUACGAUUGUCUCAUGGAUGAUCCCUUCAAACAUGACUGGCCACAACUUCCUGAACUUCCUGGGAUCAACUACUCCAUGGAUGAGCAGUGCCGCUUUGACUUCGGAAUUGGUUAUAAGAUCUGCACUUCAUUUCGGACGUUUGACCCGUGCAAACAACUUUGGUGCAGUCACCCAGACAACCCGUACUUCUGCAAAACCAAGAAGGGUCCUCCUCUGGAUGGGACAGAGUGUGCUCCAGGAAAAUGGUGCUACAAAGGUCACUGCAUGUGGAAAAACCCAAARCAGCUGAAGCAGGAUGGAGCGUGGGGUUCCUGGACUAAAUAUGGUUCCUGCUCUCGCUCUUGUGGAACUGGUGUUCGCUUCAGGACUCGGCAGUGCAACAACCCAGCACCGUCGAACGGUGGCCAGGACUGCCCCGGACUGAACUACGAGUAUCAGCUGUGCAACAAAAACGACUGCCCCCAGCACUUUGAAGACUUUCGAGCCCAACAGUGCCAGCAUCGAAACGCUCACUUUGAAUUCCAAAACAGCAAACACCACUGGCUGCCAUAUGAACAUCCUGACGCUAAUAAAAGAUGCCACUUGUACUGCAAGUCAAAGGAAACAGGAGACUCAGCAUACAUGAAGCAACUGGUGCAUGAUGGGACUCGAUGCUCCUACAAGGAUGCCUACAGUAUCUGUGUGCGUGGAGAAUGUGUGAAGGUCGGCUGUGAUCGAGAGAUCGGUUCCAGCAAAGUGGAGGACAAAUGUGGAGUUUGUGGAGGAGACAACUCCCACUGCCGUACGGUGAAAGGAAGCUUCACUCGGACACCAAAGAAACCUGGSAAGACCAGAGGAGCCUUUUCUUUACCUAAAGGAGCUCGAAAUGUGUUUUUAAAUGAAAGCGAGGACUCUCCAAAUGUUCUGGCUGUUAAGAACCAGGCCACAGGACACUACAUCCUGAACGGGAAAGGAGACGAGCUCAGGUCCAGGACCUUCAUAGACCUGGGGGUGGAGUGGAACUACAUCCUGGAAGGAGAUGUGGAGACGCUGCACACUGACGGACCUCUGCAUGACCCUGUGGUGGUUCUGAUUAUACCCAAAGACAAUGAGACUCGUUCUACUCUGACAUAUAAAUACAUCAUCCAUGAAGAUUCAGUCCCUGUCAACAACAACAACGUGAUCCAGGAGGAAACCUAUGAGUGGGCCCUGAAGAGCUGGUCCCCAUGUUCCAGGCCCUGCUCCGGAGGGUUUCAGUACACCAAAUAUGGCUGUCGAAAGAAAGGAGACACCAAGAUGGUCCACCGGGGAUUCUGUGACGCCAACAGGAAGCCCAAACCGAUCCGCAGGAUGUGUAACCUGCAGGACUGUGCUCAGCCUCAGUGGAUCUCAGAGGAUUGGGAACAUUGUACCAAGACCUGCGGCAGUCUGGGUUUUCAGAUYCGGACAGUUCAGUGCAUUCAGUUCUUCCAUGACGGCACCAAUCGUUCCAUCCACAGUAAAUACUGCAGUGGUGAGAAACCUGAGACCCGAAGACCUUGCAGCAGAACCCCGUGCCCGGCCCAGUGGAGGACCGGAUCCUGGUCAGAGUGCUCUGUGACAUGUGGAGAAGGGACAGAAAGGAGACCGGUCACCUGCAGGAUUGGAGACCAGUGCACUGGAGACAAACCCGAGGUGAUGAGACCAUGCAGACCGGGGCCCUGCUACGACGAGCCCUGCAGUGGAGACAGAUCUAUUUUCUGCCAGAUGGAGGUCUUAGCUCGCUACUGUUCCAUUCCWGGCUACAACAAAUUGUGCUGUGACUCCUGCAGUAAGAGCAGUGGAACUGUUUCUGUUGUGUCUUUAGCAGCUGAGAAAGAAGAACACGUCCGAUUUGGAUCAGCAUCGCAGCUGAUGGAAACACUUAAAACCUUUAACAGCACUCACAGCAGGAAAGCCAUCACAGCUGUGUCUCCGAUGAAGAAAGCUACAUCAAAGAUGACCGCCGCACCGAGGAGGGUUCCCCGACAGCUGAUCCUUACUGAGACGAAGCCUCUCAGACGUGCACUGUCUCCACUCACACAUCCUGAAGGUCAAAGGUCAGACAGCCUGAUGGGGAGUCGGUUGCCUUCAUCAUAUUCUGAAGUGGGCAGAUGAGAGUGAAGGACUUCUAAUGGACACCAGAUGAUCCAGCUUCAUCCUGAUUCUUCUCAAACUGAAAACAUCCUGAAAAGUCAAAAGUGCUGGUUCACUUUGUUGUUUUUUUAUUUCCUGCUCUGUUUUUGUCAUCCUAUAGAUUUUAAUUAUCACAUGGACCAAUUCUGUCCAGCUGGAGCUCAUAUCUGUUUAUGAGAUUAAAUUCUUCGUCAUCCUUCAACCAAACAAACUUUUCUUUUCACUCCAAACCCAAACUUUUUGACUGUUUGCAAAAAUACUUGUAAUAAAAGCAAAGCGAUAUUGAAGUUUUCUUAGCUUCCUGUUUGCUGCAGAAUCAAUCAGAUCAGCAUCUAGAAAGAAUUUGAGUUCAAUAAAACACAUUAAUUUGAAUAAAUCCUCCUUUUGAAGCUGGAUCAAAGUUAAAAGUGCUUUAAAGUUUAAAACGGAUGUUGUAUAUUAUAGAUUACAACAAAUUUUAAAAAUCCUCUUUACUUGACGCUACAGCAUUUUUUUACAAGUUUGACUAAUUAGAUGCAGUUUUUGAUAAAACUACUAAAUUCAACUUGGAAUCCAAAUGGAUCCCAAAGAUCCAGCUGGACCCCAUCAGAACCUGCUCUGAGUUUUUCCUGCAGUUGUGGGGACAUUGCACCAGAAAGGAUCAACUUUAGUUUGUUUUGCUUGAUGUAGCGUCAUUUUCUAAAACAAAGUUUUUACUUUUGCUGUUGAUAAUAUUUCAUCUGUUUCAUAACUGAUCAAAGGAAGCUUGAAAAGAGUUUGGAGCAGGGAUUUUCUUUUAACACGUCAUUUUUCUCCAUUAAAGAACAUAGUGCCAAAUCAGCAGCAAACACGUCUUUUAGUCGUGUAAAAAUCAAUAACUUUGAUUCUCAGUCUUUUUCCUGACAGGAGUCCAAACAUCCAGCUAACUGGAAACAACACAGAUUUUUUGUUUUGUUCAAAUGUCUCAGAUUUGAUCACGGAACAGAGAAAAUGAACAGAUCCCUUCAUUUUUAACAGAUUUGUUCAGGAAUCUGACUCUUUAUAAGAGUCCAAAACAAAGAAACAAUAUUUUUUAUAAAACCAUUUCAAAUUUAAUCAGGAGUGAAAACAUUUGGUUUAUGAAGACAGCAGGGAAAUAGAUUUAUUCAUAUAAAAUAUAAACUUCCAGUCAUCAAAAAAAAGUUAAUCUUCCAGUUUUUCUGCUUUGGUAAUUAGCAGUUUGGAUGGGAGGAAACCCUAAAGGUCAGAGGUGACCAAACAGGAAGUGCUUCUUACUUUUCUUUAGUUUGGUUUUGUUUUCUUUGGUUUGUUCAGGAAUAAAGUGUGACUGUGAGCRCAACAAGCUGGACUCUUCCUGUUUGGAGAACAGGUUUUCUUUUAGACCUGAGAGAGAAAAAUCUUUGUUGUUAAAGAAGAACCGUGCAUCUGACUGCAAUAACAAGUGUUCCCCUGCCUUCUGUGUACUGAACAUGUAAAUACAGCUGGAGCUUUGAAAUAUUUAUUAAAACUUAGACACUUGGACCUUUUACAGUUUGUCAGGUUGCAGCAAAGAAACCAAUAAAAACCUUUAGACUAGAAAGGACAUUGUUUUUUUGUAAACAAGUAGAUGUAAAUACAUUUGCUGAGUUUUGCAGAUGGUUUUCUUUGCAAGAGUUGUGGCUGUUUGUCACCAGAUAAAUGCUUUAUUUUAACCAAGAAAACAUGAAGAAUUAAUCAGGAACCUUUUGUGUUCAGGUGUUUUCCUGCUUUGACUAGUUGAUUUGAUUGUUGGUUUUCCUUGUUUCAGUAAAAGAAGAUUGCUGCUAAUGUUAGAGCGAGCUUGGAAAGAGAAAUGUAGUUGUAGAUGUUCCAGUGACAAUCCCUGAGGCACAGACACAGACUGUAUCCACCACAUUGUCUUCAUCACUUCCUGUUUCCUGUGUGUAGAUGGGCGUGUUCACUACUGAAGCUGUUUGUUGGAACAGGGAGCAGAAAAAUAAAAGAUGACCACAGA
Molecule: messenger RNA, 5699 nt
Organism: Austrofundulus limnaeus
Lineage: Eukaryota; Metazoa; Chordata; Actinopteri; Cyprinodontiformes; Rivulidae
Gene: adamts3
Product: ADAM metallopeptidase with thrombospondin type 1 motif, 3
Exons: 22
Coding region: 236-3709 (1157 amino acids)
Biological process (GO): extracellular matrix organization; proteolysis
Cellular component (GO): extracellular matrix
Molecular function (GO): metalloendopeptidase activity
Source: RefSeq, a predicted model, not a curated record